AUGGGAGCCAAGCUGCUGUGCCUCUUCCUCGCCUCGGCCCUCGUGGCUUACUACAUCUACACCCCCAUGCCCGAGGACCUGGAGGAGCCCUGGAAACUGAUGCUCAUCACGGCUAGCUUCAGGGCCGUGGGGCACAUGGCUGAGGUUGCCGACCGGCUGGGGCUGAUGCACUAUAUGGAAGCACUGAUGCUGAUCACGGCUGCCGAGUAUGUCGCACCCGCGUCCGAUGAAAACGUCACCGUGACGGACACCGAGUUCAGCAACGUUGCCGUGCGGCUGUUCGUGCCCAAAAGGGCUCCUGAGGGGCUGAGAAGGGCGGUCAUCUACUUCCAUGGGGGAGGCUGGUGCGUCGGACAUGCAGGCAUGAAAUCCUACGAUCAUCUGACGAGGUGGACUUCAAACAUGCUAAAUGCUGUCGUGGUAUCGGUCAAUUACAGGUUGGCGCCUAAACACCAUUUUCCCAUUCAGUUUGAAGAUGUGUAUUCGGUAACGAAGUUCUUCCUCCAGAGCAGUGUCCUCUCCCAGUACGGGGUGGACCCAGAGCGGGUCUGUGUGGCAGGAGACAGUGCGGGUGGAAACUUGGCUGCAGCUGUGGCACAACAGCUGUUAGAGGACUCUGAAGUCAAAACCAAACUCAAAGCCCAGGCUUUGCUUUACCCCGCUCUCCAAACCCUUGACCUGAAUUUGCCAUCUUACCAACAAAACGAAAACAAGCCUAUUUUAACCAAACCACUUAUGGCCAAGUUCUGGAGUGAAUAUUUCACUUCUGAUUCAUCUCUCACGGAAGCGAUGGCCACCAACAGGCACGUCCCGAUUGAAUGGAGCCACUUAUUUCAGUUUGUAAACUGGAGCCAUUUGCUGCCUGAAGAGCUGAAGAAAGAUUAUGUUUACACCGGUCCCACCUACGGAAGCUCCGAGUUUGCUCAGAAGUACCCGGGGUUUCUGGAUACGCGGGCGGCCCCGCUGCUGGCGAGCGAUGCCCAGCUGCGUGGGCUGCCCCUCACCUACAUCCUCACCUGCGAGCACGAUGUCUUACGGGAUGAUGGGGUCAUGUAUGCCCGGCGCCUCCAGGCAGCUGGCGUUCCCGUCACGCAUGAUCACGCCAAGGACGCCUUUCAUGGGGCGGUCAUGUUUGUCAUCAGUCCAACCGACUUAGCUGUAGGGCACCGGCUGCUGAACAGAUAUAUCGAGUGGUUAAAUGAGAAUCUAUGA
Molecule: messenger RNA, 1212 nt
Organism: Charadrius vociferus (killdeer)
Lineage: Eukaryota; Metazoa; Chordata; Aves; Charadriiformes; Charadriidae
Gene: AADAC
Product: arylacetamide deacetylase
Exons: 5
Coding region: 1-1212 (403 amino acids)
Cellular component (GO): membrane
Molecular function (GO): carboxylic ester hydrolase activity
Source: RefSeq, a predicted model, not a curated record